Molecule: messenger RNA, 1307 nt
Organism: Vigna unguiculata (cowpea)
Lineage: Eukaryota; Viridiplantae; Streptophyta; Magnoliopsida; Fabales; Fabaceae
Biological process (GO): tRNA methylation
Cellular component (GO): nucleus; tRNA (m1A) methyltransferase complex
Molecular function (GO): tRNA (adenine(58)-N1)-methyltransferase activity
Source: RefSeq, a predicted model, not a curated record
UCCCUCUUUGGAGUUUUUCUUUCCUUUCUGUAAAACGCGCGUUGUGUUUUGUUACAGGUUUUCUCCUCUUUCACUCUCGUUGUGCUUGAAUCAAGAUUUAAGCUUUCGAAGUCUUGUCUCGAACCCAUCACACCCACUUUCCUAAUUCGAAGGAGAAAGAAAUAUUUGGUUAGCAGGUACUUGUCUUUUGAGUGGACUGAUAUAUUUGAAGACUGAUAAGAUGCUGGCCAGUGAUUCUGCAAGAAAGUUUUCGUUUAAUCGGUUAAUCAGUAAUGGUGAUUUGGUCAUUGUUUAUGAAAGGCAUGACAUCAUGAAGGCUGUUACAGUGUCUGAGGGAUCAGUUCUGCAGAACCGCUAUGGUGUUUUUAAGCAUUCAGACUGGCUUGGAAAGCCAUUUGGGUCCAAAAUGUUCAGCAACAAGGGUGGUUUUGUGUACUUGUUGGCUCCUACACCAGAAUUGUGGACACUUGUUUUAAGCCACAGGACUCAGAUUCUAUAUAUUGCUGAUAUUAGCUUUGUUGUCAUGUACCUUGAGAUUGUUCCUGGUUGCUUGGUUCUUGAAUCUGGAACUGGAAGUGGAUCAUUAACUACUUCACUUGCAAGGGCAGUGGCUCCUACUGGACAUGUCUAUACAUUUGAUUUCCAUGAGCAAAGGGCUGGAUCAGCUAGGGAUGAUUUUGAGAGGACUGGUCUUGGCAACUUAGUUACUGUGGGAGUCAGGGACAUUCAGGGUGAAGGAUUUCCAGAUGAGUUCACUGGCUUGGCUGACGCGGUAUUUUUGGAUCUACCUCAACCUUGGCUAGCUAUUCCUUCAGCUGCAAAAAUGUUAAAACAAGAUGGCACAUUGUGUUCAUUCUCCCCAUGCAUUGAACAAGUUCAACGUUCAUGUGAAGUGCUUCAAAUCAGCUUCACCGAUAUAAGGACUUUUGAGGUACUGCUACGCACAUACGAAGUUCGAGAAGAGAAACUGGAGGAUGAUGGCUCCAAUGGUUCACUUCCUUGCAAGAGGAAACAGUGUUCAGAUGGUGGCAAUCUGAUCAGUAGUCCUAUUUCAUCUGUUAUGGCAAGACCAUGUGGGGAAGCUAAAGGUCACACAGGCUAUCUCACAUUUUCAAGACUUAGAUGUCUCUAAUGAAGAUUGUUACCAUUUUUCUUUCCCAGAAAAGUAGAAGCUUUUGUAUCUUAGAACCAUGUCUUUUGCUUUUCUUUUCAUGUGCAACCAUAUGUUUUCACAUAAAUUUGUGGCAUAUGCUUGGCUACAUAAAUAUAUUCUUGUCUUGAUAUGUAAGGGUGGAUAGUUCAUCUGA